CUGAAGCCCCAGGCUCUCUGGGGUGUAUAAAAGGGCUGAGCUCCUUGCACAGCUCCAUCCACACUCCAGCACUUGACUCCUCUCAUCACUCGGGUAAGUGCAGCUCUGUGAAGCCUCUUGAGGAUCUCUCUCAACACCACUCCAGCCUCACACCUUUGCCUCUUUCCCGGGGUGUUUUCCAGAAGCCUCUACCAGUCUCCAGGAUGUCCUGCUGUGUCCCCAGCUGCGGCGUGGCCUCCCCGGCCCCUCUGGCUGACACCUGCAACCAGCCCUGCGUGCGGCAGUGCCCCGACUCCACGGUGGUCAUCCAGCCCCCGGCCUCGGUGGUCACCUUCCCCGGGCCCAUCCUCAGCUCCUUCCCGCAGCAGAGCGCCGUGGGCUCGGCCGGAGCUCCCUACGUCGGAGGCGGCUUCGGCGGCUCCUCCGGACGCCGUGCGGGCUCCGGCGGCUCCGGGGGCUUUGGGGGCUAUGGAGGUUUUGGGGGAUUCGGAGGUUUUGGGGGCAGCUGCGGCGUCCCCAGAGGCUGCGGGCCCUGCUAAGCCCCAGCCCGAGCGCGCCCCCCGAGCCGGGAGAGCUCCAGGAACGCGCCCGGCCCAUCCCCGCUCGCCAAGGCCCGAUGGAAGAACAGACCGGCAGACAUCCCCCGGCCCCGCUCCGCCGCCUUCCUGCCGGGCUCGGAGCCCCGCAGCGAUCGCUGACC
This is a messenger RNA of Vidua macroura (Pin-tailed whydah), 700 nucleotides long. Its product is annotated as claw keratin-like. The coding region runs from base 204 to 539 and encodes 111 amino acids. The record is from RefSeq and is a predicted model, not a curated record. Gene Ontology annotation, molecular function: structural constituent of cytoskeleton. NCBI's taxonomy places the organism in Eukaryota, Metazoa, Chordata, Aves, Passeriformes, Viduidae. Gene Ontology annotation, cellular component: intermediate filament. The transcript has a single exon.